Photinus pyralis (common eastern firefly) is the source of this 1433-nucleotide messenger RNA. RefSeq names its product serine/threonine-protein phosphatase alpha-2 isoform. The record is from RefSeq and is a predicted model, not a curated record. Gene Ontology annotation, cellular component: cytoplasm; nucleus. The transcript has 4 exons. NCBI's taxonomy places the organism in Eukaryota, Metazoa, Arthropoda, Insecta, Coleoptera, Lampyridae. The coding region runs from base 234 to 1220 and encodes 328 amino acids. Gene Ontology annotation, molecular function: protein serine/threonine phosphatase activity.
AAUACUGAAGUGCGUAAGUUCGUUUAAUGCCUUUUCGCCUUGCAAUUCGAGUUAUUUCCAAAAGGCGUAGUAAAUAUUUUAUGGUGGUAGCGCGAAAGUCACCAGAAAAACAGAUCGCGACGGUCUCUGGAGCCAAAAUAUUGUAGUAAAUUUGGUUCGGCGUAUUUCCAUUAAAUUCCGAGCCAUCCUUUAGCUUUAAGUAAAAUAAAGUGCUUAAAAGUGAUAAAAAUCAAAUGGCAGAAGCUGAUAAGUUAAAUAUCGACAGUAUUAUAGCCCGUCUUUUGGAAGUGCGAGGAGCGCGACCUGGCAAAAAUGUACAACUCACAGAAGGAGAAAUCAGGGGCCUGUGCCUGAAAUCUCGAGAAAUCUUUCUUUCCCAGCCGAUUUUAUUAGAAUUAGAAGCUCCACUUAAAAUAUGCGGCGACAUACACGGCCAGUACUACGAUUUGUUACGUCUAUUCGAAUACGGAGGCUUUCCGCCCGAAUCGAACUAUCUCUUUCUCGGCGACUACGUAGAUCGCGGCAAACAAUCGCUCGAGACGAUCUGUCUACUCUUAGCGUACAAGAUUAAGUAUCCCGAAAACUUCUUCCUCCUCCGAGGGAAUCACGAGUGCGCGUCGAUCAAUCGCAUCUACGGCUUCUACGAUGAGUGCAAACGGAGGUAUAACAUUAAGCUGUGGAAGACGUUCACCGACUGCUUCAAUUGCCUGCCGGUCGCCGCGAUCGUCGACGAGAAAAUCUUCUGCUGUCACGGCGGUCUCAGUCCGGACCUACAGUCGAUGGAACAGAUCAGGCGGAUAAUGAGGCCGACUGACGUGCCCGAUCAGGGUCUGCUCUGCGAUUUGCUGUGGUCCGAUCCCGAUAAGGACACGAUGGGCUGGGGCGAGAACGAUCGCGGCGUCAGCUUCACGUUCGGGGCGGAGGUCGUCGGGAAAUUCUUACACAAACACGACUUCGACCUCAUCUGUAGGGCGCAUCAGGUGGUCGAGGAUGGUUACGAGUUCUUCGCGAAACGCCAGCUGGUCACGCUGUUCAGUGCCCCCAAUUAUUGCGGGGAAUUUGACAACGCCGGCGCCAUGAUGUCGGUCGACGAGACUUUAAUGUGCAGUUUUCAAAUUUUGAAACCGGCAGACAAGAGGAAAUUCCAGUACGGCGGCUUGAACGCGGGGCGACCGGUGACGCCCCCUCGCGGCGCUACGAAUAAAAACAAAAAGAAGUGAAGGAAUUUAUCGUUAAGUUUAGGCUAAGUUUUCUUUAAACGUUCUCCUUUUCAAGCAAACGAAUGACAAAAAAAAACGUAAAGAGAAGGUAGCACAAUCUUGCUUGGAAACGGGGCGGUUUUUCGGACCUCCUCAACAACAUAAAAGUGUUAUACUUGUAGCCUCCCAAUUCUUAUGUAAGUUGGUUUUGUAUAUAAAGAAUAUUAAUUUUUU